Microthlaspi erraticum is the source of this 369-nucleotide messenger RNA. NCBI's taxonomy places the organism in Eukaryota, Viridiplantae, Streptophyta, Magnoliopsida, Brassicales, Brassicaceae. The record is from the annotation of a GenBank genome assembly.
AUGUCUUCCGAUUCCACCGCCAAAGAGCAGCCACCGGCGAAUGCGGAGACAUGUCCGACAUCGUUUCCGAUAUCGUCGUUGCCAGAGGCGGUGGCGUUGAGCUGCCUAGCUCGAGUCUCGAGAUCGGACUACAAAGCAUUAUCUCUCGUCUCCAAGAGACACCGAUCUUUGGUGGUUUCAUCCGAGUUCUACAAGGCGCGAGUGCUAUUAGGUCGCACCGAAGAGUGCCUCUACGUAUGCUUAACCUCCAAGCUUAAACCAACACCAAGGUGGUGCUUCCUUCGCCGUGAACGUAACAAAACCCUAGAAGACGCCAUUAAAACCGUGAAUCGCCUCGUCCGGAUCCCUAAUUACCCCUCUCAGCCUUGA